This is a messenger RNA of Bombus terrestris (buff-tailed bumblebee), 8074 nucleotides long. RefSeq names its product LHFPL tetraspan subfamily member 6 protein. The record is from RefSeq and is a predicted model, not a curated record. The coding region runs from base 1249 to 1866 and encodes 205 amino acids. The transcript is spliced from 5 exons. Lineage: Eukaryota; Metazoa; Arthropoda; Insecta; Hymenoptera; Apidae. Gene Ontology annotation, cellular component: membrane.
GCGCGCCUUGGCACUCGGCGAGGCGGCGCGCACCGCGACAGACCGACAGGAGCGGUGGAAAGCGGAGCUCGGCUGAAGCGAGUCGAGGCUCAGUCGCAGUCACGAAGCGGCGCCGAGCACUUCCACUCGGUUGGCCAGUCGUCCCUCGCUAUCCGCCUCUUUCCUGUCUCUUUUUCUCUCUGUUUCGUGUCGGCUUCCCUCGAUAAUUUCUCCAACGUGGAGAAAAAAAAGCACCAAGAACCUGUCGCGUGUUUAUAAUUAAACGAUUGCAUCGACCAAAGUGUCCGCAAGAAACGUUACUCCCUUUUUUCCUCUCUGUCGAUCCCCUCUUUCCUAUUUUUCUCUCGUCACGUCCCGUUCUUCUUUCAUCCUGAUAUCCGAAGGCGGAUCUCGCGCGCGCGCGCGCGACCUAACGACGCGAUGAAUUUCUCUCGAGAGCCGACGAACGCACGGCGUGGCUCCAUGCGCUUCGCCGCGCCUCACUCCGGCUAUAAUUAACAAAACCGCUCUCGUACUGCCGAGAGAAACUGUUCCCUUGUAACGUGCUGACGCUCGCGAUCAUGCCGCCUCCCGACGAACCUGUGCUUUAAUCGUUUUUACAUUCCACCGAUUCGAAGACAAAUCGAUCAACAGUGUAUCGUAGGUGGUGAGAGACAGUAGCCGAAUAGAUGGAUCGUCGUUAGAAGCUGGGAAGAGAGGCGAGACUGUGUCCAGGGCACGCGAACGCCAGCAAACACGGCCACCGCGAACCUUGACCGUGAGUCUCUGUUCAGGUCUUUCCGUGGAACGACCGACCUAUUAACCGAUCUAUUCUCAUCUCUGGCGGCGUACUCGACGCGCGACUGCCUUCCAAACGCGACGUUACUCCGCGUUCGCGUCUUUCAGUGUAAAAAGUGAGUUCGCGCGGUAUCGGAAAGAUCAUAGCCGAGCCUUUCUGCGAUCAGGCUCGACAAUUUUGUUGCGUACGUCGCCAGUGUACGUCAGGAAAGAGAGCAGCUAGAAGAACUGUCGAGGUUUCGAACAACCGUGACAAGUGGAUUUCGCGAGUGUCGAGAAAGAACGAGCUUCGGAGACGUCGGUGUGUGAAGCGGGAUCCUCUCCCGGAUCGCGACGGCUGCCACGUUUCGAAUAGCAGUUUCGUUGGCGAUGCGCGAGUAGGUUAGAGGAGAAGAGAGCGGCCGAGAGACGGAGAGAGACAGCGAAGAACCAGCGGCGAAGAUAGAGGAGAGACGCUUUUAAACUGAUGAGAUGACAGUGCUGUGCGUGUUGUGGGCGACUCUGUCCACCGUGGCAUCGAUUCUCGCCUGCUCCGGAUUUUACCUGCCUUACUGGAUUCAGGGACGACUGCUAGGAAAGGCAGACGCGUACUUUAGUUCCUUUCGACGCUGCAACUAUCCACGGCUCAGGACAACGAACGCCCCUCCCGAAAUAGUUUACGAGUGCGCCAGAUACUCCAGCUUUUGGGACAUUCCGAGCGCUUGGUGGCAGGCGAGCACCGUCACCAUGGGAAUCGGUGUCGCGAUCGCGCUGAUCGGCGCGCUCACCCUGCUAGCCGCUGUCACCAGCUUCCUGCCGCACAUACUGAAAACGCCUAAGCACACCAGAGUCCUGGGCUCCCUGCAGUUGCUCGCUGCAGUGAUGAUAUGCGGCGGCCUGGUGAUGUAUCCUAUAGGAUGGGACAAUCGGGAGGUACAGGAGUCCUGCGGGAAGAGCGCCAAUGUAUACAAUCUCGGAAAGUGUUCCGUGUCAUGGUCGAGCCACCUGCUGGUAGGCUCGGUGGCGCUAUUAAUGCUGUGCUUCGGAUUGAGCUUCUGCGCCGCACGACACAAGUCAUCCAACCCACACACCGAUCCUCUGCGCAUUUGACAAUCGAGAUAUUCCCAAUCGAUUCACGCCUAUGCCUCGCCGAAGACGACCACCCUCUCUUUCGUCACGGUCUGUUGAUCGUGAACCGGACGAGCAUCGAGAAACCACCACGAGCCUCUGCGUUCACCUGGGUACGCCACCACACGUCACACACCACACACCACAUGUCACACAUCACACGUCACACGCUUGUGUGCGACUGCGUCGAUCUCGGCGUCUGUCUAAAGCUGGGAUUUCUUAUUAGCGUCGGACGCAUUUACGCGUCUUUCGGUCGAACGCAAUAUUUACACGCAGACAGAUUUCCUAUCGGUGUAACAUACUUGUAUUAUAAUACAACGAAGAAGAAUAUGGCAGACAGAAGCGUAACGUACAGUAGAAUUUCGUUUGCACGAACGAGUUGACGCUCAGCUUCACGUACGACCCUCUCACAAGCUAAACGAUCGAUUAUGUUAUUAGAUAUCUUCAUUAUUCGAUUCUCAAGAAACAAGUAAAUUUUGUGAAUUCAUUCGUUCGUUGCCAGAAGAUGAAUAAUAGGAUAAAUUCUAGAGUAAAUUUAAAAAAUAGCGUUUUUAAAGUCGCACUUUGUUAUUCGGCCGAAUAUAAUUUUAAUCGUAUGCACAUUCUUACAACGACUGUACGCGAUCAUUUAUGUUGCAAACUAAAUUCCCAAUGUCGAAGAAGAAAUAGUUGAACAGGAUACCGAAACCACUGCUUCGCCACAAUUCCCGAAUAUCAACUUGUAUCGUUCGAACUAGUCAGACGAGGUGUCUUUUCUCAAACUUUAUCGCUAGAAUUGCUCGGUUAUCCGAACUAACGCGUUCCCCUGUUGAGAAACGAGCUUCUACUGUGCUUCUAAAUAAUUUUCAACUGUUACAUUUGCAUUAGACACGAUGGACGCUUAUAGGAAAUCCUAUCUUAACGCGUCUCGCACUUUACUUACGAACGAAUGAUUACGGAAUUACCUUGAAACGACCACCGAUCGUCUUGUCGAUCGACAACGUUUUUUUAUCGACGGUAUUUCGCCUGCAUCAAACUUCGUAAACCAUGUGCACUGACCGACAAGUUGAAGCUAUCGACAAAAUCGUAAUCGACAUUGAGUUUCGUCAACGGUGUGCAAAUUAUCAACGCUAGCGUCGUCGUUAGUCAGCACUCGAAUAAUACGACAGUGUUUUAUUUUUGCUUCUUCCGUAACGCUUCGUCUCGUGAUAAUUUCUUAAACAUAUUUUUUAUCAGAGACUGCGUCGUUUGUAAGAAGAAUAUAGUCGACGGUGAAUGCACAACGUUGACAAAAUCGAAAGUCGACGAAAACACUGGCGACGCUUUCAAUCCGAUUAACGCGUACAUAGCAUCGUUGAAGCUCAAUGUCGAGAUAUUCGUCAAUGAAAAAUUCGUGAAUGAUCUUGGUCAUUUAAAGGUAAUUUUUAUGUGUAUAGCAUAGCGUUUGCUCCACCGGACGGUGUUUUCGUUCCUGGUUUCCGAACCGUGUUAGACGGUUCGCCUCGACACCCUAUCGAUACCGCCCCCUCCUAUCGUUAAAAAAAGUUUCGCUAUAAAAAAAAAAAAAAAAACAAAAAGAAAAGAAGAAAAAACGUAGGUGCGUGGAAUGCAAGAACAUCGUCUACGGUAUGUUUCAAGGAAGAGAAAUUUCAAGAAGAUUCAUCGAGGAAUAAAGCUGAACACGACUGAAGAGGCAAAUGCAGCAGGGAGCGAGCCUAGUUUGCUAAUCGAUGCGAAGCUUCUGGCAGCGUUAGACCACGCGAGAUUCUCGCGUAUUUGAACGAAUCGUUUCGCGUUACGAUCCAGCCGUCGCGGCUAAAUUAAAUUACGCGCGCACGACCUGACUUUGCAGCGCUCCUCGGCGUCGCAGACAGCGAUUAAUUUCCAUCAGGCAAGUCAAACCUUAGCUAGAAUCAGUGACAACGCGGUCGCGUGAAACGACUUUGCUUUCUAGAUCCGAUGGCACGGCUGUUCCUCUCCUUAGGAAGAGACGAGUUAAUGCGAAUUGCCAAUUUCAUGUAAUUUGGUUUCUGUACUUCGACGGCUAGUAGCGUGUUGUAGCGCAACUUUAUACGAAACAGUUUUGUUUCAUAGGUUCUAUGCAAAAAUAGGGAAAUUAUCGAUCAGGCCAUCGGAGCGUUGUUCUCUCGCGCAGGAGACCAUAGACGAUAGACAAUUUGCGUCCUACCAUGACGCUUUAAUUGUAAAUUCUCUAUCUUUUUACGUGUCGUUUACUACGGUACCCGUUGCAUCUACGCGCGAUGAAAGAUCGCUGAUCCGUAUCGGAGCUUAGCCAGGCUCCGACGAAAAAGGAGACGUUCCGAAUAGCAAGAAUAUUUUAGACAGGUAACGCAAUCUCUAGACACCUGUUCGUUGUCGAAAGCAAACUCCUCUCGCCUAUGUUCUUUAUGACCAGCAUUUAAUAUUUGGUAUUCGAAUGCUACUAGCUCGGAGUUUGCUUCAGGGCGUUUCGUAUCCACCUUUGUAUCCAGCUUUCGUUUGUUUCUCCAGCGAAUUCACUCAUCUCGGGGCUGGAUAAGGCAACAGUCACGCUGCGUUGCCUUUUUCACUCCGCCUUUGUUCACGAGUUCGCCAUCCGAAAGACUAAACUUUCCACGUUUAAUCCUCGUUGUUUCGAGCGAUCGCGGUAAGUAAAUUUGGUCGAGCGAUGGCGCGAUUCGCCGCCACCGAUUAUCGAUGAGGAGUAUAUGGGAAAAUUGGAAAAAUCGAACGACGGCUGAUACGUCAACGAUACUCGAGCCGCGUUCGAAAUUCUAUGCCGGAGCUCGUUAGCUGUGCGCUAACAAAAGGGUUAGGUGGCUCGAUUCAGCCGGUCCAGUGAAAAGAACGAAUCACGACGCGCCAUCGACCUCUUUCCUAAUUUGCAUGGAAGGCGCUCGUCGAAUCGCGGUUCGCCGCAAUUAAAAUUAUGCGACCGAAAAGGAAAAAAGGGGGGAAAGGGGGAGAGAGAAGAAACGACGGGAGCCAGGGGGAGGACAGCUGUUGGGAGUUUGAUUUUCCUGGCGGAUUUUCGAGCAGGUACCCUCGAACGCGGCGUUUCACGAAGCCGGCUCGCAUUGUGUGGAUUAAAUCCGCGAUGCUCGAAGAGGCGUGGGGGCCGGCUCGUUCUGGUUCCACGCAUCGUCGGUUUCUCGCGGUCGCGUUCUCGCGUAAGCUUCAUCCGUGGUCGAUCCGGGACCAUGGAACAUUGGAUUCGUCGCGGUUCGACGGACCGAACGCGUGGCCAAAUCAACGUUCAGUCUCCAAAUCUUUGAAUUCCACGGACGUUUUGACUUUUCCGUGCAAACGAAACUCGUACAAAACCGUACGAGAGUGUUAAAGCGUAUAUUACGCGUUGGUCCUUGCAAAACAGUGGAGGCCGCGAGAAAGGGAAAAGUGACGUAAAGAGAGCGGAAAAAGAGAACUCGAUGGGAGGUCACGUGUUACGCGAUUUUCCGGCCGCGGCAAAAACAACGGCGCCUUUGAAAAAUGUCAUAAAAUCGCUAAAAGCCACGGUCUCUGUUUCUGUCCGCUUUUUCACCUCCCCUGGUCGUCUCUCGCCCCAUCCGCGCCUUGUUUCUUUCUCUCUGCUCCGCUUUGUGCGAAACGAGACACGAAAUUUUCGAGUGCACCGCUAGACGGAAAACGUAACUGUAAAACCGUGACUCGCUCGUCCGUGCUUUUUCCUACCAUUCCUUAGCCUCGUUAACGACAGGCGUGGACUAAUUGCAAAGCGGACUACCACCGCGCCUACACCGCUGUUCUAGCAUUCUAGCGCGAGCUCGGCAACGCGCAACUUUUCCAGAAACUACCGUUUUAUUCGAAACGUCGUGAAUUUUACAAUUGAAAAUACACCUUGCAACUUCGAAACCGGUUACGAUUCAUAUCCAUGUUUCUUAAGACCUUUUUGCCUGUUUUCACAAAUGCUACGUGCUCUCGAAAUUCAACCGCAACUUUUUGGAAUACCCUGUAUACUCGCGCGACGUUCGUUUCACGAUGAAUCCACAGAGACUACCGUCUUCUUAUUAAAAUAACAUCGAGAAGAUUGUAUUCGCAAGAAACGGUCGUGGAAGCGCGCAAACUUGCUACGGAGUGUUUCGAACGCGAAUCUGUAUUUCCUUAGCGUAACGCGGAAAGUAUAUGAAACUCGGCGGAGCGGUUUAAACGAACAGUAAUUUAAAUGGUAAUCGAGGCAGACGGUAUCGCGCGGCGAUUCUAACCUAAAUUUAAAACGUCAAAACUUCAGUGCUUCUCGUUCCUAUCGUCGGAGGAAUCAAUUGCGGUGUUUCCUCGUCGCGUUAACGCGAAAGUUGUUCGCGCGGAAACACCGAAGAAGAGCGACCGCCGACGAAAGAUUUACCGUACGAGGAUGCGAGGAACCGGUGUAAAAGAAGAGUCAGGAAGUGAAACAAUCGAACGAGGUACACGUCGGGUUGGCCCGCCUCGAGUUUUUCUCUUUUCGCUCCUUGUCCUCGACUCUGCGCUUUCUUCGUCCUCCAGCCGUUCGACCAACAUGCGUCGCAACGUGUCCUCGGCGUUACGCCGUUACACCCCGUGGAAAUUAUUACGCUCGAUUUCCCAUUUUUAACGUCCCUUUCGCCGCCCUCUUUCGGUUCACCCUUCCCCGCCAUUUUCUAGAGGACAGUUUCUCUCGGUGGGCUGAACACGGUUGCCUCUUCGCCAGGAACAAGGAGGACCGCUGAGCGAUCGAUCGACAUCUUCGGUUCGAGCUGUCCGAAUCAGGCCCCAGGAUCCAGGCAAACUUCCCUUCUAAAUCCAGACUUGUCCACGAGGCUGUGUCUCUCGCACGAUUUCCUCUUCUUGCUAUCUUUCUUCUCACGAUCCCCUUUUUACCUCUUAUCGACUUUCGGCAUUCUCGCACAGAAUCGUUUCUCUCUGCUCCGCGAACGAAUCACCGAAGAACACCUCGCACAGUGCUUAGUCGCGAGCCAGGGACACGAAAGCGGCGAGAGGCAGAGAGUGUGUUCUCGUGACCGAUCGAGCUAUCGGGACACGGGAAACGAGGGUCGAAAGGUUGGAUUUUCUACGGAUAAGCGUCCGACGUGUGAGUGUUUAACGCGUUGACCGCCACGUCAACGUGCACGUCCGUGACCCAAAUUUUCCUCGGUUACUACAUUUUUUAGAACGAUGAAGUAAGAUUGUGCGUUAUGUGCGUGCAGGUAGACCGCGGAUUUUUAUACAUUUUUCGGAGAUUUAAUUUCGUGCAAACGUACACGGUACACAUAGCGUGUAUAACAUAGGAAAACAUACGAAAUAUCGGAAGUACGAUACUCUUUGCAAUUUAUAAUUACAAAUGUUACAAAACAGUGUUCCGUUUAUCGGUCCACUUUUUAAAAUACAUUCGCAGGAACAUUCGCUGUCUACGUAUUUAAUUCCUUCGUGUACGUGCUUGAUGGAACGACGAUCUGUCGGAACACGAAUUCGCUCUAACCGUAAGCAUCGGACGUAAACGUCUGACGCCCGUAGAAAAUCUCGCCCGAAGAGUCCGAUCGAUCAGCGUAUCGAUCGGCGACUAAAGUUCAGCCAUCGUUCGGAUCUCUGCGAAUGUGCAACGGAAAAACGAGCCGCGGCUGCUAGCGAAAAGGUACGAGUUUGCGUUUAUAUAAAGCCACCGCAUCGGGCGGAGUUCCAUUAAGAGAGAAACGAGCGCGACUUUCGUUCCAGUCCGAUGCACAGGGUCGACGUCGGUGUGUGCCGACGUACCUAUUGACUUUUCCAUCGAACGAUCUCCGAUAGCGACCACGCGAGUAAACCAAAAGCGCGAGACGAGGAAAGAGAGAAGAUUACCGUUACUAUUCGCGACGUGUAUGCCACGACGUGCAUUGGAACGCGGGAUACACGGAGAAAAACGAGAGUAGCCAAAGCCCGGAUAUCCCGCGGCGAGUUAUCGACGAAAGUCGGAUGAAGCAAAAGUUGGGCGACUCGUUCGCUUAAGAGUUUACGCCUCGAGGAUGCCGCGAUACGUUGCGGCUUACCGAUCCUCGAUCCUUGUUCGUGCGCUCGCGAUCGAAUUUUCCCUUCGAUUUCCAACGAUCCGCGACCUGUUGCGAGAACGCAAGCUUGUGUUUGUCCUUGCUCCACGUUUCGCGACCCACAUUGCGUGUCCUCUAUUCAGGCAGACUGAAACGCAAGUGGAAUUAUUCGAUAAAACGUUAAUUUUGUCGUGUUUUGUACUUUAUUGCGCUUUGGU